Messenger RNA from Impatiens glandulifera, 2297 nucleotides. Its product is annotated as LRR receptor-like serine/threonine-protein kinase GSO1. Lineage: Eukaryota; Viridiplantae; Streptophyta; Magnoliopsida; Ericales; Balsaminaceae. Gene Ontology annotation, molecular function: ATP binding; receptor serine/threonine kinase binding; protein kinase activity. Bases 163 to 2214 code for a protein of 683 amino acids. The record is from RefSeq and is a predicted model, not a curated record. The transcript is spliced from 3 exons. Gene Ontology annotation, biological process: protein phosphorylation.
AAUAGGGUUUAUUUGCCUGUCAAAACUAAGUUCAGGGACUAAUUUAAUAUUUUUCAUCUCUCUUCUCUCUCUCCUCCGAUUUUUCAAACAAAAGGAAGCUUUUGAAACUUACUUCCAUGGAACCCAAAAACUUUCCAUUUCAAAAAUCACAAACAAACCACCAUGGCAGGCCUAUUCUUCUUCUUCUUCUCUCUCUACACCUUCCUUUUCCUUCUGUUCUUCCCAUCAAUCUCUUCUUCUUCUUCUUCUUCUUCUCAGCUCAGCAUUCUCCUAAAAAUCAAGUCUUUCCUCGACCCACAUGAUCUCCACCUCAACUCCUGGUCCGCCGACAAUGACCCAUGUGGCGGCUCCUUCGAAGGAGUCGCCUGCGACGAUCAGGGAAGCGUCGCCAACAUUUCUUUACAGGGGAAAGGACUCUCCGGUCAAAUCCCGCCGGAGAUUGGUCAGCUCAAGAGCUUAUCAGGUCUCUACCUUCAUUUCAAUCAUCUUACCGGUGUUUUGCCUAGAGAAAUUGCAGAGUUAACUCAACUCUCUGACUUGUAUUUGAAUUUCAACAAUCUUUCCGGUGAAAUACCUCCAGAGAUUGGACAUAUGACCAAUCUUCAAGUUCUACAGCUUUGUUAUAAUAAGCUGACUGGUAGACUACCCAUUGAGCUUGGAUCUCUGAAUAAGCUGGAUGUAUUAUCUCUUCAAUUCAAUAACUUCACCGGAGCAAUACCGGCGAGUUGGGGGGAUUUAACGUUGUUGAAAAGGUUGGACCUUAGCUUCAACAGUCUAUUCGGUUCAAUCCCUGUUAUGAUAGCCAAUCUUCCAAUACUUCAAUUUCUUGACGUUCGAAACAAUUCUCUAUCAGGGAAAGUCCCAAUUGCUUUGAAGAGAUUGAACGAUGGUUUUCAGUUCAAGAACAACAAAGGGUUGUGUGGGAUUGAAUUCUCAUCUCUUCUUGAACCUUGCAAUGCUUCCAUUAACGAUAACAAACCAGAGCCAUUUGGAUUUGGAGAUUUCCAUUCAAAAGAAAUCCCUGAAUCUGCUAACGUCCAUUCAAACUGCACUCAUAGGAUUCAAUGUUCUCAUAAACAAGACAGUAAUCAGCGGGAAUACGUGAUAAUCGCUGGUUCUUUAGCGACAGUCAUUGUGGUAGCAACUGUGUUGAUAACAUUCUCUUGCUACCGGCGUAAGAAACAGAAAAUUUCAAGUGUUCUUCAGCCUUCUGAUCCUCAUCGGCUUAGUACUAACGAUUCUGCUAACAUUUCUCCCCUCAUUAAUCUCGAAUAUCCCAAGUGGGAUCCUAUAUUAUCCAAAGAGUCGAGCAGCAGUUUCGGUUUCACUUACAAUGUUGAAGAUGUAGAGUCUGCCACUCAACAUUUCUCGGAGGCAAAUUUAUUGGGUAGUAGUAGAACGGGUUCCUCUUCCUUGAGUAGAUAUAAAGGGAUAUUGAGAGAUGGUUCUUUAGUUGAGGUGAAGUGUAUUUCGAAAAGCAGCUGUAAGGCAGAUGAGUCGGAGUUUCUUAAAGGGCUAAAGCUAAUGACUACACUCGAGCACGAUAAUAUCCUCCGGUUUAGAGGCUUCUGUUGUUCGAGUGGAAGACACGAGUGUUUUCUUCUCCAUGAUUUCGUUCCCAAUGGAAACUUGUUGCAGUAUCUUGACGUCAAGAAGAAUGUGAACAAUGGGUCGAAGGUUUUAGAUUGGUCUACUCGAAUUUCAAUUGUUUUGGGCCUUGCGAAAGGCAUAAGAUAUUUGCAUGGGAAUAAGAAGAAAGGAGGAAACGAACCAGCCUUGGUUCAUGAGAACAUAUCAGCUGACAACGUGUUACUUGACGCCUCGUACAAGCCUUUGAUUUCAGGGGCGGGUCUUCACAAGCUGCUGGCGGAUGAUGUUAUCUACUCGGCUAUAAAAGCCAGCGCAGGAAUGGGUUAUUUGGCACCGGAGUAUGCUACAUUCGGGAGACUCACUGUUAUGAGCGAUGUUUAUGCGUUUGGUGUGAUUGUUCUUCAGAUCCUUUCUGGGAAAAGAAAAAUUACCCAUGUAAACCGACGAGGGGUGGAUUCUUGCGUGUUUGAUGAUUUCGUUGAUGGGAAAUUGGGCGGAGAGUUUUCUGAGAAGGAAGCUGUUGAGGUUGGGAAGAUUGCUGUUUUGUGUAUGCAUGAAUCACCUGAAUCUAGGCCAGAUAUGGAAACUGUAGUUCAAAAUUUGAGUGAUAUCUGUAUCUGCUGAAUUAUAUUAUUAUUAAUGAAUCUUGCUUAGUAGAAAUUGAAUAGAUGUUCAGAGUAUGAAUGAAUGGCACAUUAUUAUACACC